Molecule: messenger RNA, 567 nt
Organism: Diabrotica balteata
Lineage: Eukaryota; Metazoa; Arthropoda; Insecta; Coleoptera; Chrysomelidae
Source: the annotation of a GenBank genome assembly
AUGGAGAAAGUCGUAAUCGCGGUAUGUGUGCUCAUGACUGUGAUCAGUGCCCUGCCUCCGAGGCACAUCAAAGGAAUUCAGAUCAAGAACAAUGGACAAGAAGGACUUUGGAUAGAAAUGACGAAUGAAAACAGUUUUAAUUUACCAGCUGGGCAAAUGGCGUCCGUUAUCCUUGAAGACAGCUGGUCGGGUAAAAUAUUCGCCAGGUCGGAAGAGUGUCAAUACAAGAAGUGUAAUUCGCCAUACACGGUGGCAGAACUGACGUUCGGAGGAGACGCGAAGGAUGACAGAUAUCGUGUUUCUGUCAUAGAUGGAUACAAUAAACCGAUUAAGAUCCAACCAAGCGGCCCCAACAACUUCUGCAAAGUUUCUUCGUGUAAGAUCAACCUCAAGCUGAACUGUCCUCCAACACACCAAAUCAAGGGAGAAGACACUGAUGACACGGUAGCUUGUCACGCGCUUCCGGAUGUUUUCCAGAGUUUAUGUCCCCAUGCAGCUACAUCUGAUACUGACAAAGACAUGUUCUCGUGCAAGACUUCAAAUACAUAUUUCGUCUCAAUUGGAUAA